Molecule: messenger RNA, 1536 nt
Organism: Paramormyrops kingsleyae
Lineage: Eukaryota; Metazoa; Chordata; Actinopteri; Osteoglossiformes; Mormyridae
Product: golgin subfamily A member 7-like
Biological process (GO): peptidyl-L-cysteine S-palmitoylation; protein targeting to membrane; Golgi to plasma membrane protein transport
Cellular component (GO): Golgi stack; palmitoyltransferase complex
Source: RefSeq, a predicted model, not a curated record
UGUAUGGGAUCCCAACUCCAAACAAUAGGUGGCAGUAGUGGGCUCUUACUCUGAAAUUACACUGCAGACUGAACACUACGGAAGAAUUGGUUUCAAUAUGGCGGAGACUCACAGCUUGCAGGAUCUGCGUCAGCAGGCGCCUGUCGCAGCCAAAGUGUUCGUCCAGCGGGACUACACCUCGGGGACCAUUUGCCAGUUCCAGACAAAGUUUCCCGCUGCUCUGGAAACAAGGAUUGACAAGCAGCAGUUUGAGGAUACAAUACGCAAGCUAAACAGCCUGUAUGCCGAGGCGGAGAAGCUGGGGGGUCGCUCGUACCUGGAGGGCUGUCUGGCUUGUUUGACAGCCUACACCAUCUUCCUGUGCAUGGAGACACACUAUGAGAAGGUUUUGAAGAAGAUUGCCAAUUAUAUCCAGGAUCAGAAUGACAAAAUCUACGCUCCGAGGGGCCUGCUCCUCAUUGACCCUAUUGAGCGGGGGUUGAGAGUUGUCGAAAUCACUGUUUUUGAAGACCGCAGUACUGGACCCGGAAGAUGAGACUUGGUUUGUCUAAAGAUGUUUCUCAAGACGGCUGGUUGGUGCCCCAUUCGCUGCUGCCCAGUGUUGCCCCCUAAACCCACCAUGACCACCAGGUCUCCCUUCCUUCACUCCCAUUGUAUUCACAUUGCAUUUAAAAAAAACUCCUUGUUCAUUAUGAUUAUUUAUUACUACUCUGUGUGAGAUGGACUGACCACAUGUUCUGCUGAAGGUGAUAAAGGCACACUGGCCCUUGUCUGUCAUUAUGAUCGUUAUGUUUAUCCAUUCUAGUUAGUAUAGUUCUGUCUUGCCCCCAUAGCCUCCAGCAUAGGCUCUAAAACCCCCACGACCAUGAAUAGGCAUGAAUGGAUAGUUUAUAUAGUUAAUUCUCCCCAGAUCACGGAUUAUCUAUAACCUUGUGUAUUGAACUUUGCCACUUGUUAUUAUGUUUGAUGUACAUGAUUCUGAAAAGAAUGAAGCAUUCUGAGGGUUUUUUUGUACUUGGGUGCAUUUGCUUGGUCAGCUGUGAUUCUUCAUCUAACUCCUGUCAACAAGCAGAAAAAUGAAGUCUUAUCAACCAAGGAGGAUUGGUUCUCUAUCGCUCCCAUGAACUAUUGUGGUCGCUAACGAGGGAUGGUAUCUGAUUACAUCAGUACACACUUUUGAAUCCUGUGUGCCUCACCAUAAUUUGGCUGUGUUUGGAGACACAAUCCAACAGAAUUAGAAUUGUCAGCCUGUUUAGGAUUUUACACUACAGAACAGAAUAACUGAGAUGUGUGAAUGAGAACCAGUUACCCAGCAGGAACGCUGGAGUACUUAUAGAAUUUCAUGUAUUGCAAUUCUGUAAAACUUAAUUUUUUUUUUUUUUUUUUUUUUGCUUUUGAGACCUUAUAACCAUCAGACAGACCUUAAUAUCAUAUUUCUGCCUAUUGAUGCCAGGAUGACGGUAUGUGGUUUUAAAUAUUUGUAUAAUUUCUUAUAACUUGUGCACUGUAGCAUAAAUAAACACUCUUCUUGAUUAA